This is a messenger RNA of Sphaeroforma arctica JP610, 863 nucleotides long. RefSeq lists its product as hypothetical. The transcript has 5 exons. The record is from RefSeq and is a predicted model, not a curated record. The annotation marks the transcript as partial. NCBI's taxonomy places the organism in Eukaryota, Ichthyosporea, Ichthyophonida.
GGUGCAAUGGAUGGCUUGACUAUGCGCCAGACCCACCACACGGGACUGUUCUGCGUGCCGUGGAGGUAAUACUGAGUGAACACGAUGCUGAAUUGCACGUACAGUUUAAACGUCUGCACUGCUCAGCGGUACAAUGGGCAUGGCCUAUGCUGCAGGGUGUCUUCGCUGCCAUUCUAUCGGCUGCCCAAUGGGCUGCGCUGUGGGACUGUGUGCUGUUAGAGAGAACGCCUCGGCUGAUCUACUACGUGGUCGUGGCAUUGGUUAAGUCUGAGAGACGCCAGUUGCUAAGCAUGCGCACGGCUGCCGAGAUAGAGUCGCACUGUUCGCGCGAGAGGCAGAUAAACGUACGAGAGAUCAUACGCAUCGCCAAACUUCUGUGCACGCGCACUAAAGUAAGCGAUUGCCCGUCUGUGCUGAUGGGGUUGGCGCCUACUGAAUUCUACCCAAUCCCUGGACCAUCCGAUGUAUCGCAACCCAAUGCAAACAGGACUCGACUCAAUCUCGGGUAUGGAGCUCUGAGCCGGCUACCGGGGCGGGGGGUGGCCGAAGAGGAUUUCAAUUUGGAUCAAAUACAAGACAAUUUAGAAGGACGACCCAAUUACACAGUGGACAAUAAAGGAGGACUCUCGGUCGAGGGCAUCUCGGAACGGAUACAGAGCCAGACAGAGAAGCUCAACUGGAAACACAGCCAACUGGCGAGGAUAUUAGAUGAGAAGGAGAACAUAAACAAAGACAUGGAAGACAACAGACGAGCGCUGAGUGCCAAAACGCACACACUGCGGAAGGCUCAGGUGCAAAAGGAAGUCAAGGCCAUGGUCACCAUGCUGGAUGUGGCAGGCAAAGCAAUGGACAAGGAAAUCAAU